This is a messenger RNA of Fukomys damarensis (Damara mole-rat), 3502 nucleotides long. RefSeq names its product ATP binding cassette subfamily F member 3 (gene Abcf3). The transcript is spliced from 21 exons. Gene Ontology annotation, molecular function: ATP binding; ATP hydrolysis activity. The coding region runs from base 72 to 2201 and encodes 709 amino acids. The record is from RefSeq and is a predicted model, not a curated record. Lineage: Eukaryota; Metazoa; Chordata; Mammalia; Rodentia; Bathyergidae.
CUGCGGGGAGCGGGGGGCGGGUCUCGGCCGAAGUCUCACGGCGACUGCGCGGACGGGAUCCUGACUGGAACAUGGCGACUUGCGCUGAAAUCCUGCGGAGCGAGUUCCCGGAAAUUGACGGACAGGUCUUCGACUACGUGACCGGCGUCUUGCACAGCGGCAGCGCGGACUUCGAAUCUGUGGAUGAUCUGGUGGAAGCCGUGGGGGAACUGUUGCAGGAGGUGUCCGGGGACAGCAAGGAUGACGCGAGCAUCAGGGCCGUGUGCCAGCGCAUGUACAACACUCUGCGCCUGGCUGAGCCACAGAGCCAGGGACACAGCCAGGUUCUUCUGGACGCCCCCAUCCAGUUGUCAAAGAUAGCGGAGAACUAUGACUGUGACAUAAAACUUCCGGGCCUGCUGAAGAGGGACCAGUCCUCGACAGUGAACGCAAAGAAGUUGGAGAAGGCCGAGGCGCGACUGAAAGCCAAACAGGAGAAGCGCUCAGAGAAGGACACGCUGAAGACCAGCAACCCUUUAGUCCUGGAAGAGGCAUCAGCCAGCCAGGCAGGUAGCAGAAAGGAGAGUCGAUUAGAAUCUUCUGGCAAGAACAAGUCCUAUGAUGUGCGAAUUGAGAACUUUGAUGUGUCUUUUGGUGAUAGGGUACUGCUGGCUGGAGCAGAUGUGAACCUGGCCUGGGGCCGCCGCUACGGGCUAGUAGGACGGAAUGGGCUGGGGAAGACAACCCUGCUGAAGAUGCUGGCCACCCGGAGCCUGCGGGUUCCAGCCCACAUCUCCCUGCUGCAUGUGGAGCAGGAAGUUGCCGGGGAUGACACUCUUGCCCUGCAGAGCGUGCUAGAGAGUGACACCGUGCGAGAGGACCUGCUGCAGCGGGAGCGGAAGCUCAGUGCCCAGAUUGCUGCGGGCAGGGUAGAGGGCUCAGAAGCUACACAGCUGGCGGAAAUCUACGCUAAGUUGGAGGAGAUUGAAGCUGACAAGGCACCUGCCAGGGCAUCAGUCAUUCUUGCUGGGCUUGGCUUUACCCCUAAAAUGCAGCAGCAGCCCACCCGGGAGUUCUCAGGAGGCUGGAGGAUGAGACUGGCCUUGGCCCGGGCCCUGUUUGCUAGGCCAGACCUUCUGCUGUUAGAUGAACCCACAAACAUGCUGGAUAUCAGGGCCAUCCUGUGGCUGGAGAAUUACCUACAGACAUGGCCCUCCACGAUCCUAGUCGUCUCUCACGACCGCAACUUCCUGAAUGCCAUCACCACCGACAUCAUCCACCUGCACAGCCAGCGGUUGGACGGUUACCGGGGAGACUUUGAGACCUUCAUCAAGAGCAAGCAGGAGCGGCUACUCAAUCAGCAGCGCGAGUACGAGGCACAGCAGCAAUAUCGCCAGCACAUCCAGGUUUUCAUCGACCGCUUCCGCUACAAUGCCAACAGGGCCUCUCAAGUGCAGAGUAAACUCAAGAUGCUAGAGAAGCUACCGGAGUUGAAGCCCGUGGACAAGGAAUUGGAGGUGGUGAUAAGGUUCCCGGAUGGGUUUGAGAAGUUCUCACCGCCUGUCCUGCAGCUGGAUGAGGUGGACUUCCACUACGACCCUGAGCACAUCAUCUUCAGUCGCCUGUCGGUCUCUGCUGACCUGGAGUCUCGCAUAUGCGUGGUUGGGGAGAAUGGGACUGGGAAGUCCACCAUGCUGAAGCUGCUCAUGGGGGACCUGGUGCCCAUCCGCGGCAUCAGACAUGCCCACAGGAAUCUGAAGAUCGGCUACUUCAGCCAGCACCACGUGGAGCAGCUGGAUCUGAACGUCAGCGCUGUGGAGCUGCUGGCACGCAAGUUCCCAGGGCGGCCGGAGGAGGAGUAUCGCCACCAGCUGGGCCGCUACGGGGUCUCGGGGGAGCUGGCCAUGCGGCCUGUUGCCAGCUUGUCUGGAGGCCAGAAGAGCCGGGUGGCUUUUGCUCAGAUGACCAUGCCCUGCCCCAACUUCUACAUCCUGGACGAGCCCACGAACCACCUGGACAUGGAGACAAUCGAGGCCCUGGGCCGCGCACUCAACACUUUCAGAGGCGGCGUGAUCCUGGUGUCCCACGACGAGCGUUUCAUCCAGCUGGUGUGCCGCGAGCUGUGGGUGUGCGAAGGAGGCAGUGUCACGCGGGUGGAGGGGGGCUUUGACCAGUACCGCGCCCUCCUCCAGGAGCAGUUCCGCCGAGAGGGCUUUCUCUAGGCCUCUAAUGGGCUGUGCGGACUGUGCCUGGAACGCCAUACGGCCAUGGCCUUCCCCAGCGUGGGACAGCCUUCUGCCCAGAUCUCUCUCCUCCGUCCAACUGGAGCGUCUUGUGCACAUUAGGGCCCCCAUCCGAGGGUCUGUGAAGACUGUGUCCCAGGGGAAGGAGUGGAGGAACCUUGUGGGGUUUCAGAGUCUGCUUGGCCCCACCCAGCCCAGCUGGGCCCCACGUGGCUGCUAUGUAAAUUAAACUUCUUCAUCUACCUGCUCCGGAUGCUCCCUGGCCAGCGGCUGCCUGCUGAGGUGCGGGCUCUGCUGGGCAUUUGUUUCCCUGCGGGAGCAGCGGUGCCUCCCUGGCCUGGGCACAAAGAUAUCUGCGGCCUGCGCUGGGUGGGCAGAGCCAGUGGAGGGCAGCAGCUCUGCAUCGCCACGAUGCUUAGCCCAGCCCGGGCUUGGCCUAGGCCAGCCACAGCGAGCCUGGUAGAGUCUCAGUGAUAGCGACAGUCCGCGAUGGCCCUGGCCUAGGCUGACAGGUCGUGCUCUGCUGUCAGCCCCUACAGCUUCUGAGUGUGAACUGAUUCUGGGGUCGGGCCUCACACGUGGCUGCCCAUUUUCUCCGGGGGUGUCUGACCCAGACUCCCCCACACCCUCCUCUGGACUCUCAGGACACGAGAGAAGUCAUCUUCAUUCCUGUUUUGCUUGAACGGUUUCACAUUUAUGUUUCCUGUAAGCACUAGGCAUGGGAAGAGGGGCAUUGAGAACAGUCUAAUGAGAAGAAAUAGGACCCUGUGUUUUCAGAUUAAGCCUCUUAGGAGAGGAAGCCGGGAGCAGUGGUACGCUCUUGUACUCCCAGCUGCUUGGGAGGUGGUUGCUCGGGGCCAGCCUGAGCAGCAUCAUGAGACCCUGUCUCUGAAAAGAAAAGGCAGGGAGGCACGUUUUACCAGUAUGAUUUGUAAAUGUUACCUCUGGAGGAUUUAGUUGCUGUCUCCUGUCAUGGCAGUGGAGGGAGCAGAGUCAGAAGCAACUCGCCAGCCCCUUGGAGAUUCCAGUCACAAAGCUCAACUGAGGAACUGAGGAGAAAAGCGUGUUCAGGGAUGGCAGAGGGAAAAGACGGGGCCCCUGUUGCCCACAGAGCAGGUCUGGUGCUGCUGUGGCCAAGCCUCCGGUCAUGUCCCCCCUCAGCCUUCCUGCGGGUGCUCUCGGCCUAGCCGUUCCCACCGCCGUGGGCCCUGUGCGUGAUCCCAGCACUUGUGAGGCUGAGGCAGGAGGAUCACUGUGAGUUCAAGACCAGCCUGGGCUAC